AUGUAUAUGGCUUCUAAAUAGAAAUUAAUAAAAUUAUCAGCAAUGUUAGAAUAAUGGAUAAAAACUACAUAUUUGUUAAAUUAGCAGCUAAAAUGCCCUAAUGUGGUGUAAUAUUUAGUUUUCAGUUUAGCAUUAUUUUAGCCUUAUUAUUUUAGAAAAUAAAAGGAAGUUGAGGAAAAUAUUAUCUACAAACUUCUUUAAAUAUUUAUAAGGCCGGAUAUCAUAAUUAUCCAUAAUGGAUACUUUCAUGGUGAAUUUUACAUCAUUUUAUUGAUCAUAUGGAUUAUUCAAAAAUUAUUAUUCAUUCUGAUUUGUUUGCUUAACUCUUAUUAUGAGACAUACUUUAAAAAAUUAUUAUAAUAGGAUCUAUUCUUAUAUGGACUUUAAAUAAUUGCCUAUUAUUAAUGUUUUUUAGGAAUCUAUUUGAUUUUACCAAUAUCUAGGAUAUUUUUAUUUGCUUUUUACUAAUCAGUCUAGGAAAUACAAGAAGGUAUUCCUUCAUCAACGUUAAAAUCUUUUCUUUGCUUACUUGGGUAAUUGAUGUACACAAUUGACAUAAUAUAUUUUAUGAAAAUCGAUCAUCAUCCAACUACUUAUAAGACAAUUAAAUGCAAAUAGUUUUAAAUUUCGAAUUUUGAUUAUUAUAUACUUAAAUUUAGAUUGCUCUAAGUCAUCAUUGCAGAUUAAAACGAAGCCCUAUAUUUACAAUAAAUUGAAUAAAUUACUAUAAUACUAAUAGCUGUGCUAUAAAUAAUUAAUUAAAUCAGAAAUUGUGGCUUUAUCUACGAAGCCCAAAAAAAGAUAUUCUUAAGUUGUUAAGCUUUCUUAAUAAUGAGUGGAAUAGUGGUGUAGAUCAACAGGAUAUUUAGUUAUUGUUUUUUAUAACAAUUCCAUCAAUAAUAUAUAUUUUAUAUAAGUUUUAAGACUAUAUUUCUACAUAAAAGUAAAGAUUUUAAAUAGAUGGUUGAUUUAAAUAUCAAUUAAAUUCUUUAUUAAUUGGUGAGAAUAUUAAAUAAUUGUGAUUGUGGCCCAAAUUAUAAGAAUUUUAAGCAAUCUUUAAUUUACUUUCACCAUAAAAAAAAAUGUAAAACAGCAUCUUGUGUCUGUGAACUCGACUAUUUCAUAACUGAAAGUACGUAAAUCAAUGCUACGACAAGCUUAAUGAUAAAUAAUUUUAUGAAAUCUCAAUAUAAGCAGCUCAUUAAGAAAUUGUUUUUAGUUAAAAUGAAAAACUAAGUGAAGUAGGAUUUAUUAAUAUCUACAGCAAUACUUCUCCAUGAUUUCAAUUAGAUGAUGGUUUCAUUACAAAUUCUUAGUUAAUUAAAAAAGUCAAAAGAGAAUAAAAUAUUUAAUGUUUCAUUCCUAUAUCACUUCAUGAAUUAGAAAGAUUAUAAGGAGAAUGAAUAAACCAAAAUCAGAAUAAUGCUUUCAACUAUUGAAUAGAUCUAGAUAAACCUAGUUUUAUAAUAAUCAAGGAUUAAAUUUGAGGCUAAUUUAGGAACAUCCCUUAGGGCAGCAAGCCAAACUUUGAUAAGAUAAUAUUUAAAUGAAUUCCUAAUAAGUUAAACUAAUUAGCAAGAACUUAUUCUUGGUAUGAAAGAAUGCGUAAGGUUAAAGAUUUAGUUUUAUGAAAUAUUGGAUUCAGACUCUGGAUUUACAUUUAACUAACUUUAUAAAAAGGUUAAAGAAACUUCAAAAUAUUUGUUGAAAAUAGAAAAAUAAUUUAAUUCUCUAUUUACUUUAAGUCCAGACUUAUAAUUACAAUAGGCCUACUGUUUUUUUGAGGCAUAAAUUAUGAACAAUUUGCUUGCAGCUUUUAAUAUCAAACAAUCAGAAGUAAACUUAAAGGAAAGUUAAAUAAAAUACAGAGGUAUUAAGGGUUUAAACUUGACUGCUGAUGUCAACUCAUAUAUUCUUUUAUCGGUAGAUGAAAAUUUUAGAACUUUUAGCAUCAUCUAAUCUUCUCAUAAUUUUUUUAGAUUAUUUGGAAUGUAUUUUGAUUUGACAACUUAUGGUUUUAAUGACAUUAUUCCUUAAUUUUAUAUUAAAUAACAUGAGAAUUCUGUUUAGAAUUUUUUUCAUUCUGGAUAGAAUAAGUUUUAUAGAAAUUUUAAUUACACAUUCAUAAAAACCCAUAAUGGAUUGUUAAAAUAAGUGAGUUUAUGCAUAGAUAACACAUAGAUUUUUAAACUCGAUAAAUUUAUAUUUGUGUGUCUUCUUCAAAGCGUAAAUACUGAACUUCCAAUUUUAGUAGUGGAUGCUUAAACAUAAAUAGUUUAUUUUACACCCAAAACUCUAUAAGCAUUUGGAAUAAAUGAGAAAUAACAAAAAUAAUUUAUUGAGGAUGGUGUAUUGCACUAGAUUGGAAUAUAAACCAUUAUUCCUUAUUAUAAUAUGAUGAUUAAAGCAGAAGUUAAUACCGAUAUAAUAACAACGUUUUGUUUCUUUCUUAAACCUUAGUAUAAUUAAGAAUCAAUAUUGACAUAAUCAAGUAUUAGAAAAGAUUCAAAUUUCUUUAUUUGGAAAAAUAAAGAAAAUAUCAAUUGUUUUAGUAUUGAAAUCAAAGUAGAAAAAGUGAAUCUUCAACUUGCUUGUUACUAUUAACUAGAAUUUAUCUCAUUGAAAUAAAUUUUAAGCCAUGAUGAGCGAAAGAAAGUGCUUGAACUUUACAAGCCUUGUUUAGGAGAGAGUACAACUAGCAAGGGAUCAAAAUGGAAAGGAAAGCAUCUGAAGAUUCUGAGCGUAUUGUCAUUUCGAUAAGAAAGAAAAAAAAACACUCUCAAGUUAUAAGACUCAAAUUUAAAAUAAAGCAUCAUGGUUAAUUAGAAUUAAGGAUAAUCAAAAAAUUUGAACUAAUCUUCAUUUAUACAAUAAAAUCAAAGUCAAUCAAAUUUAUUAAGUAGUAAAGCUCGAAAUGAAUAAGAGUUUUAUAAAUCAUUUAAUAAAUCAUUUGUUGAGAGUGAUAUAUAAAAUAGUUAAUUAGAUAGGGAAGAGCAUUCACCUGAAAAGAAAAAGAAUAAAGAUGGAAAAGCAUCUAAAGCAAAUAAUCAAUAAUUAGAAAGGAUAGGACAAUAAUCAUCUAGUGUUGCAGGGUUUUAUAAACCUUUUUUUUAUAAUAGAUAUUAUUUAAUUGAAAAAAUGAGUGGGAAAAAAAAUCCUAAGAAAAUAGAUUCUUUUCUAUUUUUUUUUAUUGGAUAGAGCUUAAUUUUUUUUAUUUUUUCAUUUUUAGUUAUGAUUAAUAUGACAUCUGAUAUGACACUUAUAAUAGAUAAUAUUGAAAUGGGAUCAUUGCACGCUAGUAUUAUGGGACCUCAUGAUUUAUUUUUUUCAAUGAGGAUUACUGUAUCUUCUUAUUAAUAGAUGUAGAGAGAAGGCUUUUUAACUCAAAAUUAAAUGGUUUAAUUAACUGAACCUUUUUAUACGAAUAUACGAUCGGGAUAUUUGGAAUUGAAAGAUAGCUUCUAUAAAUAAUUAAGAAAUGUGUAUUUACAAGAAUUUUUUUCUGAUAUUGUUUUAAAUCUAAGAUUUAUGAAUGAAAAUGAAAAAGAAUUACAAAAUAUGUCAACCAGCUUUAGAGAAUCACUUUUAACCAUUUUAUAAUAUUAAUAUGCUCAUAUGAGGAUUAUUGAAUAGAGAUAAAGUACAUCUGGUAAACCCUGUUAAAUAUUUUUGAUGGCAAAUUAUUUUCUAUUUCAUGAAAAAGUAGAACUUAUAACUCAAGAAAUCUAAGGGUGGCUUAUUGAUACGAAAGAUACGAUUGAUAAUAAAGGGAAAAUAUUUUGGAUUAUACUUCAAUUAUUAUUGAUAGUUUUUGGUUUCAUUGGACUAUUUAACUUUAAUUUGUACAUUAAGUAUUACGAUCAAUUUUUAUUAAUUUUUAAUGAAUUUAAUAAAUAAUUAAUUUAUGACUAAUUAAAUAGAUACGAUUUAAUACACUAAUAAUUGUAAUCAAAUUCAGAUGACAUAAUGAGAUAUAACUUUGAAUUAGAAUUAUAUGAGCACGAAAAAACCUAAUCUUAAUAUGGUAGAGGUAAAGUUCAUCAUUUUAAGUUACUGAACAGAAAUAGAUAACAUUUGUCAAGAUUUCAUGUUUAUUCCAUAAUAGUAUUUAUCACUGUAGUUUAUUUGGUCUACACAAGUGUAAUUUACUACAAAUAGGAAACAUUUUUAUCAAAAUAUAAUGACACUAUCACAUUGUAUAAAAUAAUUCAAGAUCUUAAAUUAAAGAGUGGAAAAAUCAGUCUUAGAUGGGAUAACUUCACUUUUUUAACAUAAGGUGAAAGAGAUAUUUUAUAUUAGUACAUUGACUAGUCACAUAAAAUAAUAGCUUAAUAUAUUAUUUUAUCCUCAACCUUUGAUUCAUCUUAAUAUUUGGUGGGGAGCAAAUUUGAAGAUAAAUUUAUGAAUAUUUAGAAAAAUAAUAUUUGCCUUGAGAUUUUAGAUUAAUUGGAAGAAUAUAUGCUAUUAUAUUGUGAUAAGUCCUUCGAAGGCACAUUAUCAAAAGGGUUAAUAGAGGCUUUAAAUUACAUUACAAACUCAAUAAAAACUUAAUAGUAGAUUAAUAACUUCACCAAGAGAGUAGAAAUUUAACUAUAUGAGUAAGAAGGAUCUUAGAUUGUCACUCGAUCAUUUUUUGGAUUAUCAAAUUUAUUUUUGCAAAGUGUGAAAGACACUUGCAAUGAAUUAAAUAAUUUUUUAAUUUAUUUCUCUCUAAUUUAUAUGCUUGUAUCUGCUUUUCUAAUUAUUUUCAUAAAGUAACUAUAUAGAUAAUAUUUAAUAAAUGAAUACCACUAAAUCAGAUAGUCCUUAUUUUUGAUACCGAAAGAGUCAAUUCUAUAUGACGAAUCUUUGGAAAGAUAUCUCAGAGAAAUAGCACUUCAUUAAGGUUUAAUUUGA
This is a messenger RNA of Paramecium tetraurelia, 4896 nucleotides long. RefSeq lists its product as uncharacterized. The transcript is spliced from 7 exons. The record is from RefSeq and is a predicted model, not a curated record. NCBI's taxonomy places the organism in Eukaryota, Ciliophora, Oligohymenophorea, Peniculida, Parameciidae.